This is a messenger RNA of Pocillopora damicornis (cauliflower coral), 2307 nucleotides long. Its product is annotated as protein FAM114A2. The record is from RefSeq and is a predicted model, not a curated record. Lineage: Eukaryota; Metazoa; Cnidaria; Anthozoa; Scleractinia; Pocilloporidae.
CACUGAGUACUUUCUCUGAAGAACGCUGUAAACACUUUGAACGAAUUUCGUGGUUUUAUUUGAAGUGCGAUAGAAGACAUCGCAUGGAUAAAGAGAUCAGAGACAAAAAUGCAGAGGGAGGCAGCAGCGACGAAGAAGAAGCUUUCGAAAGCGCCGAUGAAGGAGAAGAUGGAACCAAACACGGUAAACAUUCUACCCGUGCAGUCGCCACGUCAGCUGACAUUAGAUCUCCACAUUCCACGUCGAAAGAAUCAGUUGGCAUGAAUGAUGCCUCAAUAACUAGGCAGGCAACCUCAGACGGUGAUAUUAGUUCCGAAAAAGAAGAGCUGGAGAUGCGAAAUUCAAGUAUGGAUGAAAACGUAGUGCAGGAAAACAUCGUAGAGGGAUACCUUAGAAAAGAAAAAUCUACUGUGAUACAGGACGAGAAUUCACCUUCCACCGAAAAGAUUGUAGAUGAGAAUUCGCAAGCUACUGAGUCAAGUGAGACAAUCGAUAAAAACGCCAAAACUAGGGCAUCAAAGUCCUCCGAGGAUGAGGAAACUGCUGCUAUAAGCGAGAAAGAAGACAAUAUCAAACUCGACUCAGAAGAGCUUAUAGACCAUAGCUUGACAAUGGAACACAACGAUCAUCAGAUUGCGGUGAACCAGGUUGAUGUGUUAGCUAAGGAAAGAGCAGAAGCUGCAGGAAACUCUGAAAAAAGGCAGCAGCAGACGAAGGCUUCAGAAUCAAAUGCUGGUGAUCAAGUUGAAGAUAUAAAGCGUGACAGUUCAUUGGAGAGGCCAGUACAAGAAGCAUCCAAGGCCAGUACCUCUGGAGGUUGGGGGUGGGGAGGCUGGAGCUCAGUGCUCUCUCAAGCGACAGCUUCUGUCACAUCAGGGUUGUCUUCUGUUAUUGAAACAGUAGAAACAACACUUGGUGUUCCUGACCCAGAGGAGAUGGCAAGGAAAGUGAGAGCAGAAGAAAAACAAGUAAAGGAGAAAGUGACAGAGGAACAAAAUUCUGAACAUUCAGAAGAAAGGAAAGGUGAUAGCACCACUGAAGCUACUAGUGAUUCUUUCUUCUCUGGGUUUGGUGUAUCAAACCUGACCAGUGUGGUGCAGAGCACUGGAAUUGAGCUGGUAUCAGGAGGGCUGGGUGCUUUGGAGUUUAUUGGCAAAAAGACAAUGACUGUUUUGUCUGAGGGUGAUCCAGGACUGAGGCAAAAAAGAGAACAGAUUGCAGGAAAAGGCCCAAGUCUCUCUCAGGUUUUAAGAGAGGCCAGAGAAGCAUCCGAACAAAAAGCUACAGUUGAAGCGGAACAAACCACACCCAUGGUAGACUUAUGCGGCGAGUUUGACAAAUUCCAAGGACUUGCUCACUUAGAAGCACUGGAGAUGCUUUCACGCGACAGUGAGGCCAAGCUUGAAUCCUGCAUCAUUGAUUUAACGGAAGAUGAGCUUCACAUGCUGAAGCCUUUGUUACGAGCCGUGGAGGAAGUUUUUCACAUCGACGACGACAACGACGCUGAUGUCGAAGGGGCUGAAGACUUUAAAUCGGUCGUGUUGGACAAUGUCAAGUCGCUAAACCUGCCGUUUACUGCGGACAAGAUCAUUUAUUCACAGGAAAAGACAAGAGAAUGGAUUGCUUCUUGUGUUAAAGAACAGGACGAUUCUCCGGGGAGCAAAGACGGAGUUGAAAUUUAUAACACAGCCGUUUCAAGCUUGGCGGAGCUCACGGCUCGUACCGUGGAAUCAUUUCACAAGUUUACAGAACUGUUACUCCAUCAAGCUGAGCAGGCUACGGAAACCUCGUCUCUUGUGCGUGCGCAAUGCGUGCGUAAAUUGACAGACGCAGUUUUAGAGGAGAUUUCUAUUUUGGCGACGCAUUUCGCAGGUUGUUUGAACACCGCUGCCGACGACUCAGAAAACCCUGACUCAGUCAGCUCUUUAAUAACAACAUUGUAUCUUGAUUCCUCGACAAGUGCAGACUAUUUGAGAAACUCUUUGAAACUUUUACGGCCCGUUUUACAGCUUUCCUCCCUCAAUGAGCAAAACCCUCCAAAAGGUUGAAGCGGACCCACAAGUAUAUUUGCAGAGAGUUCUUUUCUUGUAAAGUGCACUAGUUGAUCAUUCGCAAUAUGGGUAAUUUGGUCACUUAUACAAAUAAUUUAAUCUUCAAAUCGUUGCAUAUGUUCAAAUGAAAGUUAUUGCAUCAUAAAUUUAGGAAAUUCUAUUUGUGUAAUAAAUCUUCUAGUACUGGUGCGCAGAAGAUUGUCUCUAUUCGAUUCUUAAAUAUCCAGAAUAAAGUCACCAAAUUUGGGCGCUAGUA